This is a messenger RNA of Tachysurus vachellii, 1497 nucleotides long. RefSeq names its product interleukin 17d (gene il17d). Bases 377 to 1003 code for a protein of 208 amino acids. Gene Ontology annotation, cellular component: extracellular region. Gene Ontology annotation, biological process: inflammatory response. The record is from RefSeq and is a predicted model, not a curated record. The transcript is spliced from 3 exons. NCBI's taxonomy places the organism in Eukaryota, Metazoa, Chordata, Actinopteri, Siluriformes, Bagridae. Gene Ontology annotation, molecular function: cytokine activity.
AUCCUCUCUCAGUAAACUUGGCCCUGAGAACCUGGUGACGCGGCUGACAGAAAGUGACGGCAAUCUGGGAGUUUUCACGUAGAGUUAUUAGCGUUUGGAAAACAGAAACCUUUACUUCAAUUAUUUGCCAAAUCAUGCAGGAAAAUCAGGAAUAAUCGUAUCUAACGAUACGAUCAUUGCAGUGUUUGAGAAGAAACACUCGAGGCGCGAGAAACAUAACCAGAGCAACAAAAGCGACUUGAAGAAGCUGCGCAAUGACAACUCAAGAGAAGGAUUUAUUGACAUAGGAGUAAUAGUAUAGUAGUCGAACUGCUAUAAGAAUAUAGACAGGUGCUUUUGAUUGACUUGGAGUUUGAGAAGAAACAGAAGCUGAAGGAUGCCUGGAGCCGAGGUUGUGGCGCUGCUUGUAGUCGUGGUGAGCUGUGCGGCGCGCGGAGGCAAAGGGACCCGGAGACUGUGUGCGGAUCUUCCCGAGGAGAUUCUGGAGCAGAGGUUCGGGCGCCUCUCCGUCGGAGUCCUCAGCGCUUUCCAUCACACACUCCAACUCACAACAGAGCCUCAGAACCUGAGUUGCCCGCCAUCAGGUCUCAUGCAGAGCUUCAAGAGGUCCAGCAUGCCGGUGAAUCUGUUAAGUCUUUCACCUUGGGCGUACAGAUUGAGACACGAACCAUCGCGUUAUCCCCGCUAUAUCCCUGAAGCGUAUUGCUUAUGUAAGGGCUGUCUGACGGGGCCGAGCGGUGAGGAGAGUGAAGACUACCGUAGUGUCCCGGUGUUUGUGCCCACAGCUGUGCUGCGCCGCUCGGGCUCGUGUGUCGGAGGCCGCCGCUCCUACACUGAGAGCUACGAGUCCAUAGCGGUGGGCUGCACAUGCGUACCUGCGCUACAGGCGCACAAGAGCGCCCACAGGAACAGCCAGAGCACACGGACAGCUGUGCAAAACUCCAACACAAGAAGAAAAGCCGGAGGUGACGGCAGCAAGAAAAAACUCCCUGAGAGGACAUGAGGAAGAAACCUUGAGAGGAACCAGGUUCAGAAGGGAACCUCAUCCUCAUUUGGGUGACACUGGACAGUAAAUAAUGUAAAUGUAAAUAAUGUCAUUUCUACAACAGUUUAUAAUAGUGAAACUGAGAGCUCCUGAGGAACUAAUGGGUCAUCGUAAACUCUGAGUUCAGCACAGACCUGAUUGCUGAUAAAGACCAGACCAUACAGCUGACUAACACAACAUUGGUUCAAAAGAAGGCAUGACAGUCUCCGGGCGGCUCCAUCCAAAACAAUCCCAUGAGACACUGACUGAAAAUGCAGAUUAAUCACCGGCAUGGUGACCACCGGGCGACGAGACUCCAACCAGCGGUAGAACAUCAGAAUUGACGAAGUAGCUCUGUAUUAUAAUGCUGCUGUAAGAAUUACACAAUCAAAUCUGACUGCACUGUACAGGUGAUACAAGCAUGUAGGCAUAUCUUGCAUAUCCUUUAUCAAACUUCCUUUGUGUACUUGCUU